AAGUGUGCAUAUGAAGCAGACUCGCACUCGCUCCCUCGGUCAAAAUCGAGGGGUCGAGGUUCUGUCUAUAUAAAAUUCCCUCGUCCACAUGGCGAAGUGGAACACGCUUCAAAAUGGCAGUGGGGAUUCCCCGAGGGGACGUGCUUAGGGAAGUUCGCGCGUGCGUGUCUUAAAGUGGAGUGGAACGCAGCCCCGGUAGUCAGCAAUGAGAGAGAGAAAGGGAAAACAUCAAUAAUCAACUUACUAAAAAAUAUUCUCAGACCUAAGUAUCUCUCUGUGGGCUUUAACCUUCUUAUUUGGUCUGUUCUUUGUCUGUUGUAACAAGUCUGUCAUUCAGCUUGUGUGGAGGAACAGGAAGUCUUAAAAAAAAACAAAAAAACAACAACAACAACACAGCAAAACAAGGAAGAGCAGGCAGCUGAGUGCGAAUGUGCAGAGCACUGCGACAUUACAGCUCCGUGACAACAGAAAUUAAAAUAAAGAAAAAAAAUCAGCAAAGGCACAUACGUGUUCACACAGAGACAAAGGAAGCAGAGAAAGUUUUAGGCUCCAACCCAGACACUCAAUAAUAUCCCCAUCUUCCACCGCCAUGGAUGCAUCUGGAGGAUGCUGGGACAGCUGCUUGAAUGAUGACGAUUUGCCACAGAUGGAUGGCACAUGUGAUGCGUGUGAACCAGACGAGCCUCAGUCAGCUGCUUGGAUGUGCACACUCUGUCGCUUCGCCUUCUGCACCAGCCAUGCAGACAAACAUUCACAAAGCACUGGUCACCAACUCCAGCCGUACAGCACCCCAGACCCUCAGGCAGAGAGUGGGCCACUGAAAGAAUGCCAGGUGUCUGAAAACGCAUCAGAGGGGGCCAGCAGUAAUGAUGAGCAUAAACCAGCGAAAAGAGACACUGUGACAGUGGAGAGGCUAAAAUGUAAGGAGCAUGGUCAAGAGGGUUCGCUCUACUGUAAACAGGACCAGCGGAUAAUUUGUGUGCUGUGCGCUGUGCAGGGAGAGCACAGAGAACAUGAGAUUAUCACUCUCAAAGAGGCCUACAUGUGGCAGAAGAGCAGAGAAGGCAUUGACCUGCUGGAGCGCACACAUGAAAUAUCAGAGAAGAUCAAGGCCAAAUGGAUCAGCCCGGAUAUGAGUGUAGAAGAUCUGGAGCAGUAUGUGAACCAGCAGUUCGAUGAGCUGAAUAGGCUGGUUCGCCUUGAGGAGUGGCGUGUCCUGCACCUGGUGGAUUUAAAGGAGGCGUUCCUCACUGCCCAGGCUGCUGAGAAGAUAUCUGAGAUUAGUGUCCACACUGAAAAACUGCAGGAGGAAAUGGAUUCUGUCACACAACAGCUGAGUGAACUGGAUCAAAUAGAGCAGAAUGGAGUCGCCCCUAUGUCCCUGGCCCCACUGUUGGCCGCCAGACCACCACGUCCACCUGAAGCUCUCGUGGAGCCCAUGCCACUGAAUCCUGAUUUGAGGCUAAGAGCAGCAAAUCAAAGGAGGGACCCAGAAGAUCAUUCAGUAGAUGAAGAGAGAGAUGAUGCAUACAGUGGACAUGCACCCUAAAACUACUCUUUCAUUCUCCUUUCAUACCUCACUUACUGCGAUAAAAACUAUGACUGUAACUGUGCUGAUCAUCAUGUCUUAAUUUGAAUACUUACAGAUUUUAUGUUGAACCAGUUUAAUUCCUUUUUAAUGAGAGGUAAUCAAAUAAUAUGUAAAAGCUGGGAAGGCAGGAAGAAAACUGAAACACUAAAUUCCAAAAGAAUAUUUGGUCUGUUAUUUGUAUUGUGUUAAACAAACAAAAAAAGUUCUCUUUUGAUAGAAAGAUUUUAAGCAAGUGUUUAACCAUUUAAACCAGUUACAAUGUUUGUUUGUUUUUUGUUUGUUUGUUUGUUUUUAUUUGUUUUAACAUUUGCUUGUAAAAAUACAUACCACUCCAGUUCAAUUGUAUGUUUCAUGAAAUGUGGUCUCAUACCAUCCAAAAUCACCUUCAUGUCAUUAUGCUAUACCUUGAUUCUAUUUGAUCUUAAACCUAGAAGAAUAUAUAUUUGUCCUAGAAUUUUUUUUUUUUUUUUUUUUUUUUUUUUUUUGCAUUGCUUCUAGUCCAUUUGUUGGAUGCUUUUUGUUUGGCAGCAAGAAAUGUACAAUUCCCUGGAUCACUGCUGCCUGGUAUACCAAAUAUGUUUCAGCCCUUAUCGUGAUCUGGCUUAGUAUGUUGUCUCUGCAAAUGACUUGUAUGCUUUUUUCAUCAUUGGAGUGACCUCAAAGUCUCCUGUUUUAAAUAUAUGUAUCAUUCUCUCAGUGAUUUGCUGCAUUAGUAGAUUUCUCUUUGAUACCUAAACAAACUAUGCUUUGCUAAGGGGAAACAUGGCAUUAUAUUUUUGAUAUGGUCUUUGAUAGUGUGCAGGAGGGCACUGACCUCUGCAACAAUUAGAUUGGUUAUACCCACUUUCUCCUGCUUUUGUUCUUAUUAAUCUUUUCUGUAAACAAAUAAAAAAAAGGUUAUUUUGAUGUA
Messenger RNA from Cyprinus carpio (common carp), 2501 nucleotides. It is a transcript of the gene trim44, whose product is annotated as TRIM family member 44. The record is from RefSeq and is a predicted model, not a curated record. Gene Ontology annotation, molecular function: zinc ion binding. Lineage: Eukaryota; Metazoa; Chordata; Actinopteri; Cypriniformes; Cyprinidae.